GUCAUUUGAGACUUCAGACCUUGGGAGAAUUUCUUGUAAUUUUUAGACUAGUGCGUGAUGAAUUGGAUUUAACGAGAGCACUUGAUCAAACUGAUGACUUCUUCAAAUUUUGCGUAGGGGAAAUAUUUUUUCAAAGUUGGGCUAAUCGAAUACGUAUGUACAAAACAGUGUGAAACCUUAAAAUGAAUCACGAUUGUUUAAAAACGACAAAUAAAACUGACACCACCAAUAACGAUCCAUUUGAUGAAUUAUAUCCAGCAUUGAUCAGUGUGUUUGCCGUAAUUUUUUUGGGCUACUUAACUGGACGUUUGGGCUUGAUAUCUCCUAACGAAGCUCAGGGAAUCAGUAAAUUUGCUAUUUAUCCUACUUUACCUGCUUUCGUAUUUCGAGCAAUUGCUACAAUUAAUUUCAAGACUGUUGAAUGGAUGUUCCUUCUAGCAGUUACCUUGUCGAAGUUAAUCGUUUUUGUUGUAGUGACUAUGUUGACUUUGUUAUUUACAAGAGAUGUUGGCAGAGCCGGCGUUUAUAGUUUGUUUUGUACAAUGUCGAAUGAUCUAGCAUUAGGAAUACCUAUAUUGAAGCCAUUAUAUGAAAAGAAUCAUAAGAAUUUUUUGGAUUGUGCUUACGUUCUUUCAUUGGUCAACGUGGUUCUUCUUCUAAUGAUAGCACUUAUUAUGAUGGAGUUUAACCAUCAACGUUCUCGAAACAAAUCAGCAAAUCUGAAAGGUAUUGUACUGAAAACUGUACAAUCAAUCGUUACAACUCCAGUUGUUCUGGCAUCUGUGAUUGGCAUCAUCGUAAAUUUCAUAUCUAAACAAAAAUUGCCAACAUAUUUGGACAAACCACUCAUGACCUUGAGCAAUGCAUUUGGUGGAGCAGCAUUGUUUUUUCUUGGUUUAAGCGUCGUGGGAAAGAUCAGGACCAAAAUAGGAAUGAUUACUCUCGUUCCCUUGUCGCUUGGUAUUGCUAAGGUUAUCGUCCUACCGCUGAUAAUACGCGGCCUAUGUAUUUCAUUCAACAUUGGCGGCCAAAAUUUGAGGGAAGAUUGGAGUAUAUUUGGCUUCUUGUAUGGUACCAUACCGCCAUCUCCUCCCACGGUUAUUUAUGCUGCUUACUUUGGUAUUGAAGAGGAUACGAUGGCGUUUGGAAUGAUUAUGUCAACAAUGUUUUCUGCUCCCGUCAUGUUGAUUUCAUCUAAAAUGGCAACUGUCAAUAACAUGAAUCAAACAAAUGUUGUUUACAGAGAUCUUUUGAAUAAAACUAGGACUGACAUUAGCAUCGUCUCCAUUAUUUUGGCUUGCUGGGUUAUCGCAAUACUCUUCCUCAGUCGUCGAUUCCAAUCAAUUCCACACAGGUUCACAGUGUGUCUUGCUCUUAGUCAGUUACUGCUUUGUAUAUCUUUUGUUCUCAUCAAGUCUAAUCCAUUCAUUGAAUGCUGCGGAGGAUUUGAAGCUUUUUUAAUAACAACGUUUAUUUUUGCAACACAUUGCUGGACGGCAAUCAUCGCGUUCAUUUUAUCCAGCGCUCGUUGUUCCGUAGAGUCGCAGUGGAACACAAAGACACGACGAAUAUGCAUUACUGGAUGGGCUUUGCCGGCUGUUUGUUGCGGGAUACUUGUGCUGAUUUUAAAACCGAAAAUUGACGAAUUCCCUGAUAAAAAAAAAGAUUUCUUUGCUUUUAUCAAUGAGAAGAAAGUGUAUGUUGCAUUUUGGCUGACUCUUCAAGUUAUUUGUAUUUUCGUUUGUGUUGGAUCACUACUACGAAUGUACAGAUUUGACAAAUAUUGUAAGUGUGAAAUGGUUACAGAGGAAGACAAUGCUGGCGAUCAAACACCGUUACUUUCUUCGUCUAGGAAAAAGUGCCAUCGAUGCGUAAGAGACAAACAACGUGGAACUACUGACGAUUGCACAUCUGUAAGUGAAGAUAUGCAAGAUACGGAUGAAGGGUUUUCCGUUGUGCAUACCAGAAACCGCUUAUCGUCACAAGACUUUCUUGAAGGCAAACAUAUAAAAUUGGACAAAUAUUACGAAGGAGAGCAGCAUCAAAGUGGCAAUCAUGUUGUUGUUAUUGUCAGUCAAGUACUUGUUAUGUGUUUGUGCAUAUUCUACUGUUUGUGGGUGCUCGUAGGCGAUGAUUUGACUUCUGGCAUAUUUUUGGAGGUUGAACUCUUAAUAUCAAUUAUUCUCUCUGCUCAGGUAUUAGUUGUAUUUGCAUGUUUUGGAUUUGAAAGAACGUUCCUAAUAGAUCCUCUACUCCAAAAAUUGCGUUGUUAUUGGUACGGCGUUGACACUUUAAUACUACCUGAGAUAAAUGAUUUGGAACCGGAGGAAUAUCAUAUAUGUCGACAGUUUGUGCGUUAUCACAAAGAAAGUUGUUUGGAAGCAUUAAGUUCGAGACCAGCAGAGGAUGGUGGAACUUCGUAUUUCUAUGGCUGUAACCUGGUAGACUGGUUGGUAAGAGUUGGCCUUGUUGCAGAUCGUGUUACAGCUGUGAAAUAUGGGAACAGUUUGCUCAAAGGACGAGUUAUUCGACACUCUGAAAAUCGAUAUUAUUUUAGAGACUCAACUAAUACAUAUAAUUUUUGUCCUGAUUGGGAUGAGCAUGAUCCAGAGAUAAAGAUAGAAUGAACUGCAUUCAAGUAAUUUGUGUUUUUACUUGCACAUGUAAAUUCCUAUUUUGAGUAUGGGCUGCAUUUACCGCCAACAGCAUUUUUCAAAACUAAUCAAACGCAUUCAUUUUUUUAAAUAUUCGUGAUAAACAGUAGAAAACAUCUUUUACUGCACCUGCACAAUUUUGUGAGAUAAUAACCUAUAACCUAUAUAUUAAACCCAGAAGAUUUAAAUGCUGCAACAUGAUUUUAUGAUGAUGAGACAUUUUUUGUUAGACGGUGAAGACGUUUCACAAUAAAAAUAGCAUUUAUGGUGUUUUAAGUUUUGUAUUUCAUAAAAAAUUAAUUUGUUGCCCUAAGUUGGGUGGAAAUAGUGUAAAAUUUUAGCUAACUGGAUAGUCGUUUCUAUAAACAUAAGUUAUAAAAAGACACUUUAGCUAAUAGGAUUUUGUCAUACAAAACUUGAAUGUCCUUUAAUGUCUAUGUACUUAGAAUAGAUUAAUCAAGUCCUUGAUUUUAUAAAGAUAUGCUUAAAAGUUCUUGAAUUUUAGAUUUUGGGUGAAUAGUUUGUAAUUACGUCGGUUGGUACACUAUUUUCUUCAAUUUUUUCAAUGUCAAAACUAAAUUAUCUAGCGACGUGGAGGUUUUCACCUCACAUGAAAAACACAAUUUGUUCGGCAUUCAUUGAAAAAUUGUUUUUGUUUAACUUUUGAUGAUAUGUUUGAUAAAUUCUUGCUUUAGUCGUGCUUUGCAUUCAAUUAAAGAUCUAGCUCGCUCUUAAAAUUUUAAUCCUGCAAUGUAGCUACGGACCCUGGUGUAAGUAAAUUUUGGGCUCGUUUUAAGAUACAAGCUCAUGUCAGAAGUAAGUUUAACUCGUUCCUCGACCAAUUUCAAUAAUUUUUUGAAAAAUUAAUGAAAGUUUUUUUAGAAAAUAGCAAGUUGCUGUAAUUAUUUAUUGGUAUCACGCUGUAUAUGCACAAUAAAAUCUCACGAAGGAA
Molecule: messenger RNA, 3606 nt
Organism: Xenia sp. Carnegie-2017
Lineage: Eukaryota; Metazoa; Cnidaria; Anthozoa; Malacalcyonacea; Xeniidae
Product: integral membrane protein GPR155-like
Exons: 13
Coding region: 183-2627 (814 amino acids)
Biological process (GO): intracellular signal transduction; transmembrane transport
Cellular component (GO): membrane
Source: RefSeq, a predicted model, not a curated record